UUAUGGCACUUUACAAGUCCGCUGACAGAGUAUUAUUCAUCAACUGUUGAACUCAGAAAUAACAUGUUUAUUUAUUUGUCUAUUACCGGUUUCCAUUUUGUUAUUUGUUUUUUCAUAUAAAUAAUUCUGUAUUUUUAAUGGAAUUUUAAAACUAGGAUGGAAUAUAAAAAAAAUUUAUUGGAAAAUGUGCAUUUCGGUUUGAAACUACCUGCUAAUGAAUCACAAUCUUCUCUGAUUCGCGGGAACUACCUUUAUUACCAUUACAAAUGUGAUGGUUUCAAUGAUGUGGGCUGGGGUUGUGGUUACAGAACAUUGCAAACAAUUUGUUCUUGGGUAAAAAAUCAUUUUGACAUUCAAGAUAGCAAAUCAGCUCCAGAGGUACCAUCUAUAAUUGAACUGCAGAAAGCUCUGGUUGAGAUUGGUGACAAAAAUGUCUCAUUCAUAGAGUCAAGGGAAUGGAUUGGAAGUGUAGAAGUUUCAUAUUGUCUGGAUUAUUUUUACAAGAUUCCAUGCAGAAUAUUGCAUUGCAGAAAUAUCCAAGAAUUGCAAAAACAUGGAAGUGACAUCUUUGAUCAUUUUAUACAGCAUGGAAGCCCUGUUAUGAUGGGUGGAGAUAGAGACUGUUCAUCAAAAGGAAUAUUAGGUAUUGCUGAGACAAAUGAUGGAACUUUUCUCCUAAUACUGGAUCCUCAUUUUUCUGGACCGUCUGCAACUCAAGAAAAAUUACAAAAAGAAGGUUGGAUAAAAUGGCAUAAAGUAAAUGAUUUAGAUUCAAGUUCUUUUUAUAAUCUGUGUUUUCCAUUAAUAAACAUUUAAAUCUUCUAUAUUAUGAUUUCACAUUAUAUUCCUAAACUUUUUUUUUUCUUCAUAUUGCAAAUAUGACUAUAAAGAAAAGAUGCA
Messenger RNA from Argiope bruennichi, 900 nucleotides. It is a transcript of the gene Ufsp1, whose product is annotated as ufm1-specific protease 1-like. Lineage: Eukaryota; Metazoa; Arthropoda; Arachnida; Araneae; Araneidae. The transcript has 7 exons. Bases 157 to 816 code for a protein of 219 amino acids. The record is from RefSeq and is a predicted model, not a curated record.